GUGGCUCCGUGGUUCUCUUUCCGUCACCUAGGACAUUAGCGGACAGUAGCUGUGACGGCUCCUCCAACCCCAGGGCAGCUACGAACGCAUGGUGCUUGAGUGUGGACGCUUUUAAAAUACAGAGGCGGGGCGCUCGGAGGUGUCGGGAAACGAGUGCCCCUCGGCCGCUUCAUGCCAGGUUGGAGGCUGCUGGCUCAGGCCGGCGCCCAGGUGCUGGGCUGCGCCAGCGGCGGCGGUGGCCUGGGUGCUAACCUGAGCUUGGGGUAUAGAACAAACCUCUGGCUUUUUGUUAGAAGUCUCCAUGGCAAGAGUAGUACUUGGUGGUAUGAGCAUCUUUCUGAAGAAAAUGCCUCAUUUGUUAAGCAGUUGGUCUCUGAAGAAAAUAAAGCCCAAUUAGCAAGUAAACUGAGUCCUCUGAAAGAUGAACCAUGGCCUAUACAUCCUUGGGAACCAGGUUCUUCUAGAGUUGGCCUUAUUGCUGUGAAACUGGGUAUGAUGCCUCUGUGGACUAAGGAUGGUCAGAAACAUGCAGUCACAUUACUUCAGGUACAAGAUUGCCAUGUUCUAAAAUAUACUUCAAAAGAAAACCAUAAUGGAAAAACCGCAGCCCUAACUGUAGGAGGAAAAACUGUAUCACGCUUCCAUAAACCUACAUCUGUAUUGGAAUUUUACCGAGAACUUGGAUUGCCACCAAAACAGAAAACUAAAAUCUUCCAUGUAACAGAUAAUGCUGUAAUUAAACCAGGCACUCCUCUUUAUGCUGCUCACUUUCGUCCAGGACAGUAUGUGGAUGUCACAGCCAAAACUAUUGGUAAAGGUUUUCAAGGUGUCAUGAAAAGAUGGGGAUUUAAAGGCCAGCCUGCCACUCAUGGUCAAACGAAAACCCAUAGGAGACCUGGAGCUAUUUCAACUGGUGAUAUUGCCAGAGUCUGGCCUGGAACUAAAAUGCCUGGACAAAUGGGAAACGUAGAUAGGACAUCAUAUGGACUGAAAGUGUGGAGAAUAAACACAAAACAUAAUAUAAUCUAUGUAAAUGGCUCUGUACCUGGACAUACAAAUUGUUUAGUAAAGGUCAGAGAUUCUCAUCUGCCUGCCUAUAAGGAUUUCAGUAAAAAUCUACCAUUCCCUACCUAUUUUCCUGAUGGAGAUGAAGAAGAACUACCAGAAGAUUUGUAUGAUGAAGAUGUGUGUCAGCCCAGUGCACCUUCUAUUACGUUUUCCUAACCCAUUGGACUUGGCAGAACCUUUCAUAGUCUGUGAACCUUAAUGAACCAGAACAAUAAUAUUAUAUAUUUCUUUCAUAGUCGCAACAAUACUGUACCUGUCAAAGGGCAUAAUUAUAUCACCUACCCCAACUGAGUUUUGUUAGAAAAAUUCCCCCACAUUAAAUAAACCAGUUAAGUAGUUUGCAUUUGCCAAAUUGACAGUUUGUAUAUUAGCAAAAUAUUUUUAAUUUGCGGACUUCCUUUUUUUUUUUUUUACAUAUUUCCUGAGCUGUCUUAAGGUGUUUAUAAAUUUAACUUUCAUUAAAGGUUUGUCAUUGUUUGUGAAGGGAUGAUUAUGAAACAGAAAAACAUAUGGGGACUAUGGUGUGACCUAUUUGGAUUAAAAAAAAAAAUUUUUCCUAAAACUCAUUUUUGUUUUUCUUAUACAUUUUAGAGCCUUAAAGGGAGAAAAUGAGAUUUUUAUUUAAAUUAAAGAAACAAUUCUGUUAUAAGUCACAACUAUGGAUAGGGAAUACAUAGUCCCAGCACUGGCCUGCUUACCUCUUUUGAGCACGGGCAAUGCUAGAUACCUUCUCUUGAGCAAUUUUGAAUGUAGAGACAAUUCAUUUCUCAGUGGUAGAGCCCUCUCAGGUCAAGUUCUGAUUUGAGCUUGAACCUAAUUUAUGACCUCAGAUUUUGUCUUGAAGUGGGGAACCUUUUUGUAACUGAACUUCAUUCAGUUAGACAUUUGUUCCAACAUACUUAGUGUUAACUGCAAAUAAUAAAAUAGGGAAAAUGCUGAACCUUAUGUAAUUUCGUAGGCUUCGGGCAAACCAAGAGAUCAGACACCUGCUUUAAAGUUAAACUAAGUAUUCAUAAUCCUUCUUCCUUUCCAGGAACUUCCUGCCCCCACUACCUGCUGGGGUAGCAGAAACCUAAAUGCUAAUAUUGAUUUGUCCUGUCUCCACAAGGGCACGGGCAGUGGUGAAUCUGAUAAUGUCAGUUGUCACACUAAACUCUCAGUGAAAGCAUUUCUUACACAUGACGAAUGUAAGGGUAUAUUUACAAGACUAAGAAGUAUUUCAGAGUCAAUAGGAGUGCUUUUUGAAACCUUCAAUACUCAAGUGCAAACAAGGACUAGAAUCUAAGGAUGACUUCCAUGGCUUGUUCCCACAAGUAAAUUUAAAUGAAACCUGAACUGUGGCCUGUUUUUCUUUUUUUAGUGUAAAGAGUGUUAGAACACAAUCACACACAAGAAAUUAAGGGUGCCUGAUAUGCAAAGUAAAUUCCACCAGUCUGCAGGAGUAUUCACAUUCAGCAGCUUAUUUUGUUUUGAUUGUUUCAGUAGUGAAAGAACCAGUCUUUGAAAACAGAUGUGUCAAAAUGAGAGCCCUUCCUGUUUCCAGCAAAGCUGGACCUUCAUCCUAAAUCAUUGUGUCGCAGUGAAAACCCAGUGUGGGAGGAAAGAGCCCCAUUCAAAUUACUGACCUGCAUCUAUUGUUGGGACCGGGGACAAAUAUGUGAGUACCUUUAAAUGUUUGUAUUACUCAAAGUAGAAAUACAACCUCAGCUUCUUAUGACAUCCAGUCUUGGAAAAUUGCCUCCUACUCUACAGUGUGAUGUCCUCCCACCAUCUACCUUGUUUGCUUCUCCAUGACUGAUUCACUUGGUAGACUGUACAUUAUUCCAAAAAUGUCCACUGCUACCUGUUUUGCCUGAAUUCCUCUUUGGAAGUUCUCCCCACUUUUGCAGAACUGUAGCUGCGACAGUGGACUUGUGCUACUUACCAUGUUUUUAUAAAUAGAUUUAGAGUGGAGCAGUUUAGUGAUGAGGUAGGACAUGUUGCUGAUACCUGUUUUGCUAAACUGCUGAACCAAGAAACAUUUGAAGAUGGGCAGGCAGAAGUAGGCUGCCAGGCUCCAAGGCUGCCUUGGGCAGAUAUGUGCCAUUUCAUGGCUACCUGUUUUCUGUAUAGGAAGAUCUUCACAACAGAACAGACACUGUCCAGGGGGUCACAACAAACCAUUCCAGUUUUAUUGUUGUAAAUGACAGUCUCUGAAGGCAUGCCUUACCAGACAGACCAUGACUACCAUUCGGUUUCUGCCUCCAGCAAUUUCCUAGGAUUCCCUGAAAUGAGAGUAUUCAUAGUGUCCUUGCCCCCCAGAAAGCUGGAGAUGUGAGUACGCAGGGUUGCCAGCCUCAAUUUCAUUUGCUUUUCUACUUUUAGAUGCUAUUUGCAAAGAACUUACAGCAGUCUGUGUCAUGCGUUGUUUUUCAUUCUUUUUAGAUUAAUGAGGUGGUCUACUCAAGUUAGAUGGGCCAAAUUAAUCUUAAUGAAUGCAGUUCGUAUCAUCAAAAAAGCAAAUCUGAUUUUUAACUGGCGAAAGAAUCUUGGCAUAGGAGGUGCAUGAGGAAGUGAUGGUUGUGAUCUUGAUUCUCCAGAAGCAGACUAAGCACCAAGUAUAUUUUAGGGCAUUUAGAAAGUUUGUUGUUUUGAAGAAGAAAAAGAAAAGAUAAGGCAUCCAUCAAGUUCUGACAUUGCACUGAAUUUGCUUUAUUUGGGAAGGAACUAACUAAAUACUCCAUCACAAAACUCCUGACAAAGAAACAUGGAUGACUAUAUUAAUGGGACUGUGUCAAAAGGGAACAAUAAUAAAUGGAUUCUGUGAGCAUGUAAAGCAGUGUGUUAAUAUGAUGAAGUAAAGAUGGCAUCAAAGCCAUUGGCUGACUGUCCAUUUUAUUCUGCUAACUGUCUGAUACCUCACUGCUCUGUGGAUCUUCCCCUCCCCCAGUUUGACAGGUUGCUAAUAACAGCCAGCCUGCUGCUAAAAUAUCACCAACAAUGAAAGAACAGGUGACAAUAUAUAGGCAAGAGUGAGCAAGUAAGAGGGCUGGUGGGACAGCUCAGUGAUAGAGCGUUGGCCUAGUUUGUGCAAGAUCCAGAGUUUAGUCCCAGCACUGAAGGGAAAAAAAAAAAGGGAAAAGAUCUGUUGUAUAAAAACUUA
This is a messenger RNA of Sciurus carolinensis (gray squirrel), 4210 nucleotides long. It is a transcript of the gene Mrpl3, whose product is annotated as mitochondrial ribosomal protein L3. The transcript has 10 exons. Gene Ontology annotation, cellular component: ribosome; mitochondrial large ribosomal subunit. The record is from RefSeq and is a predicted model, not a curated record. Bases 172 to 1224 code for a protein of 350 amino acids. Gene Ontology annotation, biological process: translation. Lineage: Eukaryota; Metazoa; Chordata; Mammalia; Rodentia; Sciuridae. Gene Ontology annotation, molecular function: structural constituent of ribosome.